AUUCCCAGAAGAUCAUCCAUCACCUGUAUGUUUUAUUAGAUCACUCGAAAGGCUGCUUUAAUCAAUAUAGGAAGGAGCAUUAUCAAGCAAAAACCAUAUCCUGCCAUCACAUCUCUUCUGUCCUUGUAUCAAGGGUUGGAUUCAAGUUACUUGACCAAAGCCAGGGAUAUAACAGAACCUAGAGACUAUUAUAAUAAUAAUAAUAAUAAUAAUAAUAAUAAUAAUAAAAAAUAAAAGGACCAGGAUUAGACAAGACACUAAGAUAGGACACUCAAAGUCAAUGUCAAUGUCUUUUUCUGAUCUCCUUGCCUAUUUCUCUAGGUUCUAGGUUUCAGGUUGUGAGGAGUCUACUGGAUAUUGCUUAAAGUUUCGUUCGUUUCACUGAAAUUAAUGGAGAAUUGUAGUGAUUUCCUGCCAUUGCUUGGACCAGAUGCGUCAAGGAUUCUCAAGAAUUUAGAUGAUCCAGCUGAUCUCGUCCGUGCUAGUGCUGUCUCUCAUGCUUGGCGUAAAUUCUUGAUCACAAAUGGUUUCUGCAAGAACCUGUGCUUAAAAAUGUUUUCCGAAAUCUCGAGGGUUGCACAAGUUAUUGAAGUAAGCAAUAUGACAGAGCCUUUCGAAGUUGGAUCAAACAGUUCUUUGGAAUGGGAAAGUCUAAAGAGGGACCAUCGAGUUUAUGCUCAUUUAGCUCACAGCUUCAAAUCUCUUGGGACAAAAGAUUGCAUUUUAGAUGCCAUUAGUGCGUCUAGUACUGAUAAUUAUCCUGAAGAGAGUAUUAACAACACCUUGGAAGCAAGUGACCGUGUUGAGGGGAGGGCUUCAUACUGGUCAAGCAAAGGAGAAACAAAUCCUGAAGUGCCAGAGACAUUAACUUAUAGAUUGGUCUCCAGGCUGUGUGUUAUAACUGAAAUCAGUAUACAACCAUUAAAAGCAUUUUUUCAGUUUGGUUCCCCUAUAUAUUCGGCCAAGGCUGUGAGGUUUCGAAUGGGUUAUCUCAAGAAACCAUUAGAAGCAGGGAAUGAUCACAUGGAUGAGUCUUCGGCAGGUCACAGAUAUAUUGAAGACAACUUCAUUUCAGCAUAUGUUUCACCAGAGUUCCCAUUGGCUCAGGAUAAUAGUUUGCAGAAGUUCAAGCUACCAGAGCCUGUUCUAUGUAUUGGUGGAAUUCUGCAGGUUGAGCUAUUGGGUAGGGUCCAGAGACAAGAAUUUGAUGGUUUAUUCUACAUAUGUGUGUCCCAUGUUAAAGUUAUUGGUCGCCCACUCUUACCUACAUUCGAUGUUGAAAUCCUUGAUCGUCCUGGAGAGUCUGGAAAGUGCAUACUAAAAUACAACCCUUCAGCCGAGUGUUGCAUCUCUCCUGCAAGAUCUGAUGAGGACAAGGCAAGUGUGUCCCCUUUGGGAGCAGUUGAGGUAAUGAUUAAUUCGUUGCAAUGGAAUGUUGCUGUUGUUGGUGAUUAUGAAUCAGAUGAGGAGCCCACCCUAUGCCAAAAUCAUUGAUGAUUGUAUGAUUUUACAUGGUUGAAAAACAACUGAAACAGCGCAAUACAUGACCCCUCAUUGAAGAUCUUAAGCUAUCCAAGAAUCUCAUUUGAGUUAUCAAACUAAAAUGAAUAAUGAGAUUUGCAAA
Molecule: messenger RNA, 1624 nt
Organism: Macadamia integrifolia
Lineage: Eukaryota; Viridiplantae; Streptophyta; Magnoliopsida; Proteales; Proteaceae
Product: F-box protein At4g00755-like
Exons: 5
Coding region: 391-1494 (367 amino acids)
Molecular function (GO): protein binding
Source: RefSeq, a predicted model, not a curated record